Messenger RNA from Rubroshorea leprosula, 1147 nucleotides. The record is from the annotation of a GenBank genome assembly. NCBI's taxonomy places the organism in Eukaryota, Viridiplantae, Streptophyta, Magnoliopsida, Malvales, Dipterocarpaceae.
CAAUUCACAGGGCUUGAAAAGUAGCUUGUGUUUCUUCUCUUCUUCUCCCUCAGCAAACCCUCUUCACUUCCUUGGAUUCUGCAGUUACUCUAUGGAAACCCAACUUUUUCAAUUUCUCUUCUAUCAGAAACUGGUAAUCCUCUUGAUAUUCUUCUUUGCUGGCACUAUCUCCGGCAUGCACAUUUCUGCAUCUUCGGAUGAGUUAGGAAGGAGUGGAUCUUCUGAUUCCAAGAAUCCAGAUCUCAGCACUUUGUAUGUGCAUGGAAAAUACAUUAUGGAAUCUUAUCUAGACAAGUUUGAGCUGCAAGAUUCAAAUUUUGAAGAUUUUGUGGCGCAUGAACUCCCUUCUGGUUUGUGCGAGUUGCUUCCAGAUAAUCAAAAUCUUGUUCUGGGGCUAUCAGUCCUACAACGGACUCUGAUUGGUGAAGGUUCUCAUCGCCAUCUGUCUUCAUCUAUCAGAUUGCAAGUUAAGCCAGAGUCCAUACUGCAGCUUCCUACUCACUUUUGUGAAGUUAUAAUCAUAGAGAGACUGCCCUCUGGAGUAUUUGCUGACCCCUUUGAGCUACAACAUCUUCAUCAACGGAGAGUCUUUACAGAUGUAGCUGUUUUUGGAGAUACCAAUUUGGAAUUGCCCUCAUUCCGUUCGAAUCGUUCCAUUGUUGAGGUCCACAUGGAUGUUGGUUCCAACAUUCUGUCAGGACAGCAGGAUGGAUCGGAGAUCAACAUUCUGCUUCCAUUACAUGCAAGAUAUCAACCGCUGGAUGAAGGUGGCUAUUCAGUGGUUGAAAUUGGUGAACCUGAUUUAUUCAUGAGCUGCAGUGCAGAGGGAAAACAACAUAAACAAAGCUGUUUAUUCAGGCUACCCAAUGAUGAUGCAAAAUCUCGAACUGGUGCUGUUUCGUGGAGAAUACCUUCUGGAAUACCAGCACACGCCGGAUUUGUGUCGACUUUUACAUAUAUUUCAGCCUUGUUAUCAACUCUUUUGAUUGUUUGGACCUCUAUCUUUUGCUCAGGCAUCAAAGCCAGCAAAAAUUUGAAACAAUCUUAAUUGUUGAUAUGGCUAACAUAACAUGACUCAAUGAUAUUGAUAAUCAUUCGUUUUCCUGUACGCGCUGGAUAUAAUGUUUAUCCCACCUCUUUUCAUUGC